AUGUCUUUGAUUCAUUUCCUUAUCCUUUUACAGAUUUUUUGGACGUUUACAGAAGCAAAAAGUAACUGCAAUACGGGAUUUUGUCAAACAUAUCCCUUCGAUGUUUAUGGGGAUGCAGUGCAAGAAAAAGAGCUUGUUGGCCAUGUUUUCCACAACUCUGUUACUUCAAGCCCAGUUCAGUGCUACUUGUUGUGUAAAGACGACUGUAGAUGUUUGUCGUUCAACUACAAGGAAAUGAACGACGCCAAAUACUGCGAGUUGAACGAUGCAAGCCAUUUCACCCACGACAGCUUUCUUAAACGUUCUGCAGGAUCCCGUUAUUACAACAUGCGAAGGUUUUUUCGCCAAAAGAGAGAAACGUCUUGCGUUGGUGACGUCACAUGUACUAAUGGCUGCUGCAGAAGCAGUCCGUGCCUCAAUGGAGGAACCUGCACUGAGAUCUGUGUGCCCACAAGUGUUCGGUACAACUGUUCCUGUCCAGUAGCGUUUUCUGGAAAACACUGUGAGACUCAGUUGAAGAGCUGUCAGGACCACAAAGCAGCCGGGUCCAACUCUUCUGGAUUGUACACAGUCAGUGUUAACAACAUACAAACCUUCCAAGUGUUCUGUGAUUUCAAUUCAGAGCCUGGGUUCGCUUGGAACCUGAUUGAAUCAUUCAGUCUGUCAAACAAAGGUCAAUUCCAGGAAGACAUCGUGUUUUACGAGGACUACCCAGCCAUCAGCGGUGAUGCCCCAAAUUGGCAGGCGUACCUCGUGAAACGACCCUACCUCCUUUGGCUCAGAAAUCACUCAACUCACUGGAGAGCUACUUGCCGAUACAACACAGAUGGUAUCGUAUAUACAGAUUACCUGAGAGCCUCGCUUAAAGAUUUUGAUAUCAUCAGAGACGUACCCACGGUGAUACAUGUCUGUCGACCCUACGAAUAUGUGAACAUCAGAGGAAAUGAGUGUGUGAAUUGUACCGCACGGACAUGGUAUAAGAAAGGAGAUUAUCCUCUCCAUAUCGAUAGUCAUUACCAGUAUGACUGUGAUUUCGAUGGAAGCAGAACAGACACGGCUGUGUAUGGCGAGGACAACUUUGGUCUUUAUUAUAAUAGUUCUAUAAAUCCUAAAUUCCGUUGUACUUCAAGCGAGAAUGACACCACCCAGAUUUGGAUUGGAGGCAAGUAAUUUCCUCAUAUAAGAAUACACCUGUAGUUUUCGUUGAAAGAAGUUGGUCAUCUUAAAAAUCAUUUAGACAUGGUUACCUUUAAAAUGUGAUCAGUUUUACUACACGCCUGAUCACCAGCUGAGUAGUUUUGCAAGUAAGCAGUUUACAGGCUCGAAAAAACCUGACUAAUAAUCCUCGUCUGAUUUCUGAUGCACGUAAAUAUAACAGUCCCUUUUCACUUUAAAUAUGAAAAUUACAUGGUUUCUGUAUCUCCUUAAAGUAUUAUUACUUUACAUCACAGCUAAAUGAGCAGUUUGUAGGUUUGAAACAUGUUUGCGAGAUUUUUUAGCUCUGCUAGUACAUAUGCAACUUUGUUUUGAUCUAAAUAAGAGCGAGGGGGUCU
Pocillopora damicornis (cauliflower coral) is the source of this 1553-nucleotide messenger RNA. RefSeq lists its product as uncharacterized. NCBI's taxonomy places the organism in Eukaryota, Metazoa, Cnidaria, Anthozoa, Scleractinia, Pocilloporidae. Gene Ontology annotation, molecular function: oligosaccharide binding. The record is from RefSeq and is a predicted model, not a curated record.